CUUGGUUUAGGUGACAUUUGCCGGCUCAUGCUUGACGCUUAUGUAUUAACUUGAAUGUUUCCUAUUUACACGAGUGCAACUAAUAAGGCAGCCCACUCAACAUGAAACAACGUGUGUUGUUUUCCGCUCUCAAAGUGCGGCCGCCUGUCAGAUGUUUACAAGGCAGGUCGUGCUGUAAUUCAAGCAGCAGUGUAGUUAGUGCCAGGGAAAAGCGGCUAGCAUCGGAUCAUUUCAAGACUCGGAUUUCUUCUGGUCCAACUUUUCAUGAUUUCAUCCAAGGACUCACCGCUAAUAAAACAUGUACUCCAGACAUACAAGGAGAAGACAAACACGAUUGUUUUUCUACUGACUUGGAGAUGGGAAAUUUUCGAAAGGUCUAUUUUGAAACGUAUGGCUGUCAAAUGAAUGUCCGUGACACGGAUAUUGCCUGGUCCGUAUUGCAGAGGAGUGGAUACCAACGCACGACACAUUUACGCGAGGCAGAUGUGGUCCUUCUUGUAACAUGCUCCAUCAGAGAAAAAGCUGAACAAACAAUUUGGAACAGACUUAGGCAGCUGACAGCCAUGAAGAAUAAGCGCCUUAAGAAUCGGACACCAAUGAAAAUUGGCAUUUUAGGUUGCAUGGCAGAGAGACUGAAGACGGAGCUUUUGGAACGAGAGAAACUUGUCGAUGUCCUCGCUGGGCCAGACGCCUACCGGGAUCUCCCCCGUCUAUUGACUGUGGCCGAGGGAGGUCAACAGGCAAGCAAUGUGCUGCUUUCAUUAGAGGAGACCUACGCUGACAUCAUGCCUGUCCACCACUCUUCUCAGGGACACAGUGCUUUUGUGUCCAUCAUGCGGGGCUGUGACAAUAUGUGCAGUUACUGCAUUGUUCCCUUCACUCGAGGCCGCGAAAGGAGUCGACCUGCCAGCUCUAUUCUCGAGGAAGUCCGUAUCCUCUCCGAUCAGGGAGUGAAGGAAGUGACAUUGCUUGGUCAGAAUGUGAACAGCUACAGAGACACAUCUGAAGAACAGUUCUGUGGUGCGGUUCCGACAAAGCUGAGCCGCGGCUUCAAGACUGUGUACCGGCCUAAACUGGGAGGUCUACGUUUCUCAGACCUGCUGGACAGAGUGUCACAGGUUGAUCCUGAUAUGAGGAUCAGAUUCACAUCACCCCAUCCUAAAGACUUUCCUGAUGAGGUUUUGCAUCUAAUUGCGGAGAGAGAAAACAUUUGUAAGCAGAUCCAUCUUCCAGCUCAAAGUGGGAGCAGUCAGGUCUUGAAAGCUAUGCGCCGUGGGUAUACAAGAGAGACAUACCUUGAAUUGGUACAGAACAUCAGGAAUAUUAUUCAAGAGGUAAGUCUCAGCAGUGACUUCAUCUCAGGCUUUUGUGGCGAGACAGAAGAAGAUCACCAGCAGACCUUGUCUCUCAUUAGAGAAGUGGGCUACAACAUUGGGUUCCUUUUUGCCUAUAGCAUGAGAAAGAAAACCCCUGCAUUCCAUAACCUUAAAGAUGAUGUGCCAGUGGAUGUGAAGCAGCGUAGGCUGGAAGAGUGUAUCACUGUGUUCAGACAAGAAGCUGCAAGGGUCAACGCUACUCUUAUUGAUAGCACACAACUUGUCCUGGUGGAGGGGGAGAGUAAGAGAUCUGCCGAGGAGCUGUGUGGGAGAACAGAUGGCAAUAUGAGGGUGAUCUUCCCCAAAGAGGAUGUUGCUGUUCAUUCUGCAGAGUCCAACACAGCUGUAAUCAACACUGGAGACUAUGUGCUAGUGAAGAUAUUGUCGGCCAGCUCGCAGAGUUUGAGAGGUCAAGCCUUGUGUCACAGACGUCACAUGACGCAGUCAGCACUUCUGCCCAGCAAUUAAUAUGAUAAUCAUUUGCCUCUACCCAUCCACGAUUGCCAUAUGACCUUGAUCGACACUCAGGAAACAAACUACAGUAUGUCAAACUGUCAUCUUGUCAAAAAGACAUUUCAACCAUCUGUGUCACUUGGGACCUCUGUGUUUGUGUUGAUCUAAUGUGAUCUUUGAACUUUGUGUUGUUACAAAAACACAUCCAGUUAGUAUGUACAAGUUGUUAAGAACGUUAUUAUGGUUGAAAGUGUUGAAACUGUAGAGUUCAUAAAUUUAAGGAAAACAUAUUUGGUUUGUUAUUUAAGUUUCAGGGUUUUGGUAAAUGGCGAUACUGUCGGUCUUCUGAGAGCUCUUUGGAGCAGGCAUGCACCACAUCAGGCAGUGCUUCUCUACAAGAGACAAUUCUAAACUGGUGUGUGUUUUCUAGUGGUUAAAGAAGCUUUAAGCCACAUCGCCAAUCUGCUUUCAUUGAUUGGACUCCAGGUUGGCUCACCCCAGACUAAUUAGCUCUUGGAGAAUCAGUAGCCUGGAGCUUGACUUACUUUUUCCCAUCGCUGUCCUAUGAAUGUUUAAGUUAUUUCCAAUUAAAAAAAAAAAAAAAAAAAGUGUGGUAUUAGUUUAAGCAGACAGUUUGUUUAUUCUUGUGAUUUAGAUGAUCAGAAUAGAUUUUAUGACCAAUUUGUAAGACAUUCCAAAGGGUUCACAUACUUUUUCCUCCCACUGCAGAAUGUCUUGGAGCAGCACAUCUUGUUACAUUUUAUUCAUCAUUUAUUUAGCAUGCUAUUGAAAUGGAACAAAGACAAUUCGCAGGUCAGAAGCAAAUAGUGUCCUGCACAGUUUGGGUGACGCAACACUGUGCUGAAGUAAAAAACAAACAAAAACCCACUUUCCUCAUUGAUAUUUAAUUUGCCAGGAAAAGAAAACAUACAAUAAUUGAUUUAACAAAGGGAAAAUAUAAAUGUUGAGUUAUAAUAUUGGUUUGAAAUGAAGGCUGGAGAUGUGUAGUAUCUUAUAGUUAUUUCAUUGUUUGUGUUUUACUCCCAUCACGCUGUAAACUGAACAUCUGUCCCAAUCAGCAUGUAGUCCUACAGAAGAAGAAGAUCGACAUUUAAAAUAUGAAAGACUAUGAUUUAGCCAUUAUCUUUUUUACUGAAAAGUCACUCUAACCUUAAGGAUCUGUAGGUCAGUGUUGACAAGGUUCAUCUUUCCAAUGGAGGGGAGAGGAUAUCCUUUUCUAAGUUGAACUACAGAGCAAUCCACGCAUUUAGAUUAGUUGACAAGACAAUAUAGAUCUAAAUACAGAACACCGUCUAAACAUGUCAAAGAUAUGGCAGUUUGAUCUGUAUGAAAUGUCAAAUAUUCAUUCUAUAAUAUUAAUAUGAAGACCCUAGUUUGUCACAAUUCCAUAUGGCACGGUGCACAAUUGUAUAUUGAAAAAGGCACCAUGGAGGAACACAGGCUCAUGUGGUAAGAACUUACCAUUCAGUAUGGGUAAAACAACCACUUUCAGGACCAGGUUCAGGAUGUUGUCAAGAGAUCUGACCUGUAAAUUAAGCACAGGUUAGUUCCUCUCAUCGCUAUGGACUAUAAAAGCUGUAAUUUGGCUCCGAAUCCAACUCUUACCCGAAAGUCUCCCACAUAACUUGUCCCCAGGGUCAGAUCCAUUCUGUGCAAAUGAAGCAAAAUUAGACUGCGACGUUCAUCCUCACAAGGAACUUUUGCCCCCACCGUCUCUUCUUAGAACAAAGAGUCAUUUAUUUUUCGGAACUCACUUGUUCAAAGUGACAGCUCCAGCUAGCCUCAUGCCAUUGACAAACACUCGGGCACUCACGCUGGUCGUCUGUAAGGGCACAAUGAAUUCGAGUGAAGACAUUAUUAUGAUUAUUUUUUUUAUCAAAAAAAAGAAGAAUGCAAUAUUUCAAAAAGAGUAUCAUCAUGAAAAUAUGUAACAUGCCGAGUUAAUGAUAAAUAGCGGAGAGAGUGUGCCGUUGGGCUGGAUUGCGUAGGCCGUCACUGUGGUGGUGGCUUGAAUAGUCACGUUGUUGGGCUCAAAAGUGGUGAUGGGAUUUUUCACCGUCUUUACCAGCAGUUUCAUCAAUAAACCCGGGAAGGAUUUGGCAAUCUGAAA
Messenger RNA from Phycodurus eques (leafy seadragon), 3960 nucleotides. RefSeq names its product CDK5 regulatory subunit associated protein 1 (gene cdk5rap1). The record is from RefSeq and is a predicted model, not a curated record. The transcript is spliced from 13 exons. Gene Ontology annotation, molecular function: 4 iron, 4 sulfur cluster binding; tRNA-2-methylthio-N(6)-dimethylallyladenosine(37) synthase activity. Bases 102 to 1844 code for a protein of 580 amino acids. Lineage: Eukaryota; Metazoa; Chordata; Actinopteri; Syngnathiformes; Syngnathidae. Gene Ontology annotation, biological process: negative regulation of cyclin-dependent protein serine/threonine kinase activity; tRNA modification. Gene Ontology annotation, cellular component: mitochondrion; cytosol.